This is a messenger RNA of Thalassophryne amazonica, 4121 nucleotides long. It is a transcript of the gene pou2f2b, whose product is annotated as POU class 2 homeobox 2a. The record is from RefSeq and is a predicted model, not a curated record. Lineage: Eukaryota; Metazoa; Chordata; Actinopteri; Batrachoidiformes; Batrachoididae. Gene Ontology annotation, biological process: regulation of transcription by RNA polymerase II. The transcript is spliced from 16 exons. The coding region runs from base 1168 to 3414 and encodes 748 amino acids. Gene Ontology annotation, molecular function: RNA polymerase II cis-regulatory region sequence-specific DNA binding; DNA-binding transcription factor activity, RNA polymerase II-specific. Gene Ontology annotation, cellular component: nucleus.
GUGGGGUGCUGAUGUGUGAGUAGUAGCGGCUCCUCUCUCGCUUCAAUGUUGCGUCCAGAUCGCUACAGUCCUGGAGGGAGCCGGGUCGAGUGAGCGGUUGGGGUUCCCAAAUAAUACUGGGGACAGACAGACAGACAGACAGACCUAAAAAAAAAAAAGAAAGAAAAAAGAAACGAGAAAAAAAAAGACACAGACGGAUGGACGGAGAUCGGCAAGUGAACCGUUAAAACGCGGCACCAUAACUGGACUAUACAGGCUCUGGCUGUUUUCUACGGUUUCACAUUAUUUAUUUGUCUGUGCGCAUUUAUUUAUUUAUUUAUUUGUCUAUCGAUUGAUUGCGUUUUAAUUACCGCCCUGUGACAGCGAGGGAGGUGGAGCGUCGGGGCCAAACGCGCUCGUUGUGUUUGUACAUCCUUGUUUUGUUUAUUAAUUUGCUCCUGAUUUACGCUUUUCUUCUUAUUUAUUUCUAUUUUAAUGAAGCUGUUUUAUUAAACGCGCUUUCCGACGCCAGAUCCGCGUGCUGGAUGCGUGCGGACGAAUGUAGCCUUCAUGCAAACGAGAGAAGACCAGGAGCGCUUUUAGCUGCAAACCAAAUAACAGAAUCAAACCAAAUAUUUACAAAAUUCCAAAUAAGACUUGAUAGCUCCUCUUUCUUGUCUGUGUUUUUCAAAUUGCAAAGCGAAUACCAAAGCUCGUACCGGUGAUGCUCCACCACAGCGACUGUUCUCUUGCCUUUUUCUCCCCCCCACACCUCUCGGUCAACGGAUAAAAUAAGGCAUCUAUGUUUACUCAACGCUUCAGCUGUGCAAAAGUUGCAGAAAGACGCGGCUGCAGCACCAACAGGCGGAUGACAUAAUAUCUGAUCCUAUUGUAACAGAACUUUUCCUGAUCUCCUCUCCAUCCGCCUGUGUGUUAGUCCGGACUGCAGCCAAGGGAACAUCAUAUGUUCUAUGCAUUUCUUUUUUCUUUUUCAUCCAAAGUAAUGCCAGUCAGAUGUAAAUAAAAGUGCGCAGCUAGGCUACAUGUGCGCACGCCUGAGCUCUCCACACCAAAUAUUUCCCCAAAGCUGUCUGUCAGAGAAGUGGACCGAGCCUGAGAAGAGGACGGAACUCGUACCGACACCUCUGUCAGAUUAUUUGCAUCCAAAACACAAGCAAGACGAAGAUCAUGUUUGUUCCACUGCCGGUGCCGUUCGUGUUUCAGAGAACUGCCCCUGACCUCACCACCUGGCGCCUGAAGUCCCCUCUGGCUCUCCGCUCCAACUCCGAUAUCAGGAUGCCAAAGCCAGCAGAGGUCGAGAAAGACGGGGCUGACUCACCGCUGGAGCGCACAGAUUCAGAGAGGAAUGGACCUGAAUGUAAUCACCAGGCUCAGUCGAUGAAAGUUAAUCCCUUCUCCCUCUCACCGACCCUGAACAGCAGCAAGAGUAAGAUGGAGGAGUGCGGUGAGAUGUCCCCGGCCCUUCCUCCCUCUCACGGCCCGACCCCCUCGCAGACAGCCCUGCAACACACACAGCUCAUGCUGACCGGCUCCCAACUAGCAGGGUUGACAGCUCUGCUGCCUGCGCAGCAGCAGCUGUUGCUGCAGCAGGCUCAGGCGCAGCUCCUGGCUGCAGCUGUGCAGCAGUCCAGCGCAGCUCACGCCGCGCAUGCUGCUCAUGCAGCUGCUCAAGCCAGUCAGCAAGCUCAGGCAGCCGCAGCAGCAAAUCAGCAAGCCCAGCAGCAGCAGCAGCAGCAACAGCAACAGCAGCAACAGCAACAGGCAGGACAAACAGGCCAGCAGGCCCAGUCGCAGCCCCAGGGACAGGGACAGAGCACACAGGAACAGACAGGCCAAAGUGUCCCCGUCCCGCCUCCUCCACCCCAGCUCACCCUCUCUCAGCCAAUCCAGCUCACUGCCCAGGACAUCCAGCAGCUGCUGCAGCUUCAGCAGCUGGUGCUGGUGCCGGGACACCCGCUUCCUUCUCAUGCCCAGUUUCUCCUCCCGCAGCCACAGCAGGGCCAGCAAGGACUCCUGUCGACACCAAAUCUUAUUCCGCUACCUCAGCAAAACCAAGGGAGCCUGUUGUCAGCUCCAAACAGAAUGGGACUCCAAGCACAGCGAGAUAAGAGCAUCGAGGUGAGUGGUGGUGGAGGUGUGACCACGGCACCCUCAGUGACCUCUCACCCCGAAGAACCCAGCGACCUGGAGGAGCUGGAGCAGUUUGCCCGCACUUUCAAACAGAGACGUAUCAAACUAGGGUUCACGCAGGGUGAUGUGGGUUUGGCCAUGGGGAAGCUGUAUGGGAAUGACUUCAGUCAGACCACCAUUUCCCGCUUUGAGGCCCUUAACCUGAGCUUUAAGAAUAUGUGCAAGCUGAAACCGCUGCUGGAGAAGUGGCUCAAUGAUGCAGAGACCAUGUCCAUAGACAGCACCCUGCCCAGUCCCAACUCCCUGUCUUCUCCUUCUUUGGGCUUCGACGGGGUUCCAGGUCGCCGCAGGAAGAAGAGAACCAGCAUCGAGACAAAUGUCCGUGUGGCUCUGGAGCGCUCAUUCAUGACGAACCAGAAGCCUACCUCAGAAGAGAUCCUACUGAUCGCAGAGCAACUCAACAUGGAGAAGGAGGUGAUCCGGGUCUGGUUCUGCAACCGCCGGCAGAAAGAGAAACGCAUCAAUCCCAGCAGUGCCACCCCUCCCCUACCCAGCCAGCCCCCCACUGCCCCAACAACGCACAAACCGCACUGCUACAGCCCUCACAUGAUGUCCAGCCAGCUGUCGCAGGCCGUGACCAGUCUCAGCAGCACAACCGUGACCACUAUGUCCUCCUCUCCCCUGACCUCCAACCUCACAUCCACCCACCCAUCCCUCAGCUCCACUCCUUCCCCAGUGACUCCUCCUCCUCCUCCCCGCAGCACAGCCAGCCCAGCCACUCCUAGUCACAGCACGCUGAACUUUAACACGGGUUUAUGGCGUAUGGGCAAAAAAAAUGGCGACGUGUCAAACUACAUCACCGAUUUUGCUGCAAACUUGAGGAACACUGUGAUGGGAGUUAACACAGGGAUGAGCCAAGCCCUCCUCGGUAACAAUCCCCUGGCUACUAUCCAAGCUCUAGCAGCCAGUGGUGGCCAGCUGCCUCUUUCCAGUCUUGAAGGGGGGAGUAAGGUGAUGCUGGGAGCCUCCGGGGGUCAGGGAGGUGGGCUCCCCUCCUCUCUUUUCCUCAACCACCCCGCCCUCCUCCACCUGGGCCAGAAUCCCGGCGCUGGACUGCUCAGUGCCGCCGUAGCCAAAGCCUCCCAGGCCUCCCACUUCCCCUCAGCCAGCAGCAUCAGCCCCACCGCCUGCUCCCCAUCUCCCUGCUCCAGCCCCGCCUCUUCCUGCUCCUCCAGCGAAAUGGCACACAGCCCGCCCUCUCUGGGAGGGGCUAAGAUUGAGUGACCAUGCCAAAGGCCAAUCAGAGAGGAGGAGGAAGGAAGAAACAAACCUCGCCUUUGACACCAAAGCUAUCUCUUUCCCUCUCUUGUGCUCUUCUUCCGGUAUUUUUUUUUUUUUUUUUUGCAAUGACUCUCUUUCUCUCUCACUCUCUCUUUCUCUCCCAGUCUUUCGAUGCCAAAAAUACACAGAAUGAAAGAGGAGAGAGGGAAAGAAAAAACAAUUUAAAGGGGAGAAGAGGGAGAAAGGGGAAGAUUGAAACCAAAAAUCUUUUAUCUAUCCAAACAUAGAGAGGAGGCCAUGUGGGACCUUUUUGUCAAUAAUGUGUAAUAUCGACACAGCGCUUCUCCUCUCUUCCUCUGCGAUGGAGAACAAACCAGAGACUUCAGCAGAGAAAUGGAAGAAAUUGACGUCAAAGUGCAGAAACUUAAAACGACAAAAGAUAUUAUUAUGUGGCAAAGGAAUGGCGGCAAGGACAAAAAAAAAGUGGAGAGGAGGACUGUUCUAUGUUUUCCUUUAAGAAAAAAAUAUUUCAAAAAGCUGCGGGUCUGAAGGAAGAGGAGACAGGAGGAGAAGAUUAAACCAAAAAUUUACCUGUGGAGGAGAAGGAGGAACAUACAAUGAAAAAAAAAACCUGACAACCAUACCAAAAUCCCAAAUAACAAAAACCAAAAAUACGGAGAGAAAAGCUUUAUUCAAAGGACGUGUAAAUA